Messenger RNA from Rhizophagus irregularis DAOM 181602=DAOM 197198, 443 nucleotides. NCBI's taxonomy places the organism in Eukaryota, Fungi, Glomeromycota, Glomeromycetes, Glomerales, Glomeraceae. The record is from RefSeq and is a predicted model, not a curated record.
UAAUGGAUAAAAUUUUUUAUAGAGCAUAGAAGCGAACUUAGAGUUAAAACCCUAAAGAUGGAACCCUGGAACUCUUUCUGCUGAUCUUUCAACCAAAAAUUUUAUGGAAGAAAUAUCAAAUUUUAUUAAGAAAUACUAUAGUUCAAUGCAGGAAGAGAUAAUAAACAAAGCUAUUAAUGAGUUCUAUGAAGACUUUAAAUGGUUAGAAGCAACCUAGGACCAAACACUAUUACAGAACCAGAUACCUUCCCGGUAACAAUGUUUUUACCAGGUGGACCUAAAACACGUCCUCUAAACAUAUAUCUAGUUGAAACUUUCUUAUUAAAAUGGAGUGGUAAAGUUUCUACAAACUUCUCAAACAAAAUUUUUGGCGCAGCAACAACUCUACAUCAUGUGAGGCAUGUGAGCUGGGACUUCUAAAUAUACUAAAUAUCUAAUUUUUA